Molecule: messenger RNA, 1223 nt
Organism: Lotus japonicus
Lineage: Eukaryota; Viridiplantae; Streptophyta; Magnoliopsida; Fabales; Fabaceae
Product: beta carbonic anhydrase 5, chloroplastic-like
Exons: 10
Coding region: 143-1069 (308 amino acids)
Biological process (GO): carbon utilization
Molecular function (GO): zinc ion binding; carbonate dehydratase activity
Source: RefSeq, a predicted model, not a curated record
AUGAACUAUAAUUAAAUACAAAGACACACAUUAAUUUUAUAAUGAUAAUAAUGAUAUAAAAUUUAUAAGAUAAAUGGUUUGCAUUGUGAUGCAAUGGUAGUUUGCAGUUUGUAAUAAGCAGUUGUAAGAAAAAAGGGAAGAGAUGGUGUGGCUAAUUCGGUCUAGAAUGAGUUCAAUUCUACGAUCAAAUGCACCUUUAGUGGGUUCAUCCUCUACAAUUUUUACUUCCACGAGAACUCCCUGGUCAAAAUUUAUAAAAACGGACAGUUGCCAUGAAGCAGCAGCAGUAUCAUUGCCUUCAUUGGAGGAGAACCAACCAGAGGUUCCAACUAAUUGUCUCAGGCUUGAUCGAGAAAACAAAGGUCUUGACAUAGGGAAUAUGACUGAAAUUGAUGGCCACCAGAAUUUAUUUAGCUUGAUGAAACAGAGGUUUCUAAGUUUCAAGAACCAAAAAUAUAUAAAAGAGUUGGAGCGUUUUCAAGCUCUUGCUAAAGUUCAAUAUCCAAAGUUUUUCGUAAUUGCUUGUGCAGACUCUAGGGUAUGCCCCUCUAACAUAUUAGGAUUCCAACCUGGAGAAGUAUUCAUGAUUCGUAACAUCGCCAAUCUUGUACCUGUCAUGAAGAAUGGACCAACAGAGUGUAAUGCUGCUCUUGAGUUUGCAGUAACUACUCUUGAGGUUGAGAACAUAUUAGUCAUUGGUCAUAGUAGCUGUGCUGGAAUUGAAAAUCUGAUGAGGAUGCAAGAAGAUGUAGAAUCAAGAAACUUCAUAUUCAAGUGGCUUGCCAAUGGAAAGGUUGCCAAAUUGAAGACAAAUGCUGCCACAGCUCAUCUUACCUUUGAUCAGCAGUGCAGAUUCUGUGAGAAGGAAUCUAUUAACCAAUCAUUAUUGAACUUGCUAAGUUAUCCUUGGAUACAAGAUAGAGUGAGUAAAAAGCUGCUUUCUCUUCAUGGAGGGUAUUAUGAUUUCUCCAAUUGCUCGUUUGAAAAAUGGACCCUUGAUUUUGAAGAAUGCAAUGUUAGAGAAGAAGGGCCAGAAUAUGCUGUCAAAGAACAAGAAUUCUGGUGCUGACCCAUAGGCCUGAAACCUUCCAUUAAUUGGGCUAAGGUUAAUUGAGGGUGUAUAAGUGUAUAACACAAUAAACUCGCCCUGUAAAUGAAUUAAAGGAAUGAUUUAUGAUUCUCAUGAUUGUGAUAUAUAAUUUGGAAACAUGGCUUAUUUAAAA